AUGAAGAUGAUGAUGAUGAUGAUGAUGAUGAGGAUGAGGAUGAGGAUGAGGAUGAGGAUAGUGGUGACAGCAGCAGCAGCGGCACCAGUCGGUGAGCCGAGGCGCAGGCUACCUGCCUGUAUCACGGCUCCUGUGAGUUCCACGAGUGCCCUGGACUUCCUGGUACGGAACCAUGGACAUGUUCAGCUCCCGUGUGGCCAGGGGAAGACCCGCGGCUCCGUGAGCGCAGAGAGCAGGGAGCAGAGAAGGUCAUGA
Messenger RNA from Knipowitschia caucasica, 255 nucleotides. Lineage: Eukaryota; Metazoa; Chordata; Actinopteri; Gobiiformes; Gobiidae. The record is from the annotation of a GenBank genome assembly.